GGGAAUCCAGUGAAGUAAUGAGUGAGCUUCGUUCUGCCAUCGUAAUGUGCUGAGAGUCUAGCAAGAGGAAUUCCGUCCGUUAAGGAAAGGAACGCAACCAUUCAUGUGGCCGGCGGUGGCUCCGCAUUCUGCCAGUAUCCACCGCCGGGGCCAUGGAGACACGCAGCAUCAACGCAUUGAGCACAUUCCUGCUUCUCGUUGCGUGUCAAACAGCUUGACUGUUGUCCCACCCUCCUUAUCCUUUCGUUUGAAAACCUCUGAAGAGCUGCUGGACUCUGGAGUCUGCACCUCAACCAACAUGGAACAACAACCCCUCCAACCGCAACAGGGAGAUUUGAACUGGCGCCUCAGCGCCCACCCGAUCACCCUACUGUUCUUCCUGGGCUUCCGCAUUAGUGCCCUGUUGAUGUACCUUUUCGGUGUUCUGUUCAUCAAGAACUUUGUCCUGGUUUUCAUCCUAACGCUGCUGCUCCUCUCCGCGGACUUCUACUACCUCAAGAACAUUGCUGGGCGUCGACUAGUCGGACUGCGCUGGUGGAACGAAGUCAACACAUCGAGCGGCGAUUCACACUGGGUCUUCGAGUCCUCGGAUCCUACCACCCGUACAAUUGCCGCCACGGACAAGCGGUUCUUCUGGCUUAGUCUGUAUCUCACGCCUACGCUCUGGGUUGGCUUGGCUAUUUUGGCCAUCAUCAAAUUGAGCAGUGUGAUCUGGUUGAGUUUGGUUGCUAUCGCUCUAGUACUGACCAUCACGAACACGCUCGCUUUCUCCCGGUGCGAUCGCUUCAGCGUCGCCAACAGCGCGCUUUCCGGGGGCAUCAUGAGUAACCUUGCGGGAGGACUGCUGGGCAGACUCUUCAAGUAAAAUCGGCGUGUUUCGUACUGUGUAUGAUCUUCGUCUGUCUGUUUGUGCUCUUUUAUCACCGGCCUGAAUCUAUGUGCAAUUCAGGAUUCGCCGACCAACAUGUAGCGAGCUUCAGUCAUCAAUCCAGAAUAUCUUCAAACCAGUGGAUGUAGGUUUUUAUUCGCACUGUACACAUCGCUCAGCGGCCCAAACGCC
Molecule: messenger RNA, 1060 nt
Organism: Aspergillus fijiensis CBS 313.89
Lineage: Eukaryota; Fungi; Ascomycota; Eurotiomycetes; Eurotiales; Aspergillaceae
Product: DUF846 domain-containing protein
Exons: 3
Coding region: 299-865 (188 amino acids)
Biological process (GO): vesicle-mediated transport; protein secretion
Cellular component (GO): Golgi membrane
Source: RefSeq, a predicted model, not a curated record